AUGGAUAUCGCAUUCAACCAACACUCUCCUCAUAACCGACGUCACAAUCGAUCUUCAUCCAAUCUCACAAAUCUUACCAUGGCACCACUAACUACCAAACUUCCUCCCUCAAACGACGAUUACUUUCCCGACCAUACAUCCUAUAUUGACAAUCGUUCUUCUCCUACAACGCCUUCAAUCCUCUCUCGCUCGUCAUCCCGCGUUUCCGUACGCAAACCCGCCCCAAUGAAUCUCUCAAUCCCCAAAUCAAAAUCGAGCAUUCACCUCGCUCCUACUCCUCUCACACCCCGCGCACCAGGCCACCGCUCCGGCACAACUACACCCUCACGCCACUCGCAUCUAAGAAACACGAUCGCUCCAGAUAAUCUAAAGAUCAGUACAUUCGGUGAAGAUAACCCUAAUGAUUCAGAUUGGUUUCUGCGAGCCGGCGCCAUGAUAUCAUCCUCCACUCGAGAGUCCAAGGGCCAAUUAUGGCUCGUCUCACGCGCAAGUUCAACAAGUUUGCAGAAGGAUGAGGAUGAAGAUGCAUUUGAGCGGGAGCUCGCCAGAGAAAGAGAACAUAAUAGCAGGAGAGGAAGUAGACGAGGAAGUUUCGAUGCGGAUGAUGAGUUUUCACCGCUCACAACGAGACGGAGUUUAAGUUUUGGGCCUGCACACAAUAGGCCAGCGAGUAGAUAUGGCAGUCGAGCAAAUAGUAGAAUAGGAAGUCGAGCGAAUAGCAGGAGAGGGAGUAGAGCGGCGCUGAUUACACCAAUGACAGCAGAUAAAGAUGGAGGAUACUUCGAUACAGAAUUUGCACAUGAAGAAUACCCUGCAGAGCCAGACUUUGUAGAUGUGGAAGAAGAAUGGCUUGAGGAUGGUGACGAAGCAAGAAAAGACGAAGCAACGGUUAAGAAGUUGGCUAGAGCGAGCAGACUGGGACUCGGAGGCUGGGUAGAAAAUUUACUAGGCUGGAGUUUGUUUGCUGUUGAAGAAGAUGGAGAAGAAGCCGAACUCGACACAUCAGAUGAGAAAGGAGAAGAAUCAUCAUUGUCAUCACGACCGUCGCGACACACCCUCGAUGGGAUGAGUGACACACCACUUACCGAGCAAAUGCCACCACUUAAUCCAAAUGAAGCCGAUGGAUGGCAUGAUGCUGCUUGGCUUCUGAGCGUCGCAAGUAAGGUAUUACUAUGA
This is a messenger RNA of Botrytis deweyae, 1176 nucleotides long. RefSeq lists its product as uncharacterized. Lineage: Eukaryota; Fungi; Ascomycota; Leotiomycetes; Helotiales; Sclerotiniaceae. Bases 1 to 1176 code for a protein of 391 amino acids. The record is from RefSeq and is a predicted model, not a curated record. The transcript has a single exon.